Molecule: messenger RNA, 498 nt
Organism: Striga hermonthica
Lineage: Eukaryota; Viridiplantae; Streptophyta; Magnoliopsida; Lamiales; Orobanchaceae
Source: the annotation of a GenBank genome assembly
AUGAGCGCCAACAAAGAGGCGGCCGCGAAGCUUGACGACGAGCAGCUAGCCGAGCUGCGCGAGAUUUUCCGAUCGUUCGAUCGGAACAACGACGGCAGCCUGACGGAGCUGGAGCUCGGCUCGCUCCUGCGCUCGCUGGGGCUGAAGCCGAGCCCCGACCAGCUGGACGCGCUGAUCCAGAAGGCCGACACCAACAACAACGGGCUGGUCGAGUUCUCGGAGUUCGUGGCGCUGGUGGCGCCGGAGCUCCUGCCGGAGAAGUCUCCCUACACGGAGGAGCAGCUGAAGCAGCUCUUCAAGAUGUUCGACAGGGACGGCAACGGGUAUAUAACGGCGGCCGAGCUGGCUCACUCCAUGGCUCGGCUGGGCCACGCGCUAACUGCGGAGGAGUUGACCGGGAUGAUUAAGGAGGCCGACACUGAUGGUGAUGGGAGGAUCAGUUUUCAGGAGUUCUCACAGGCGAUUACUUCUGCAGCCUUUGAUAAUUCUUGGGCUUGA